This is a messenger RNA of Xenopus tropicalis (tropical clawed frog), 1930 nucleotides long. RefSeq names its product chromosome 6 C7orf25 homolog (gene c6h7orf25). Lineage: Eukaryota; Metazoa; Chordata; Amphibia; Anura; Pipidae. The record is from RefSeq and is a predicted model, not a curated record. The transcript is spliced from 2 exons. The coding region runs from base 444 to 1718 and encodes 424 amino acids.
GAAAUUCCGGCCCUCCGCACCGUAGAAUUUGGACAGCACUGCCCUAUAACAAGGGACCUAAAUACUACGCUUCUAUGGGCCACAUGUAUUAAAAAAUAUAAAAGAGAAAAACAAGGCGUAAACUUCCAUCCAACUUCAGCAUUAGCUUAUUUUGUGUUUCUCAAAACACGCCAUUUAUUUAUUUGUCACUAAAUCAGCUCGACAUGCCUACAGAGCAACCUCUCUGUCCGAUUUCUGAUUGACCACAUGAACUUCAACCUUUGAGCCUUAAGCCUUCUGGGAAAUGUAGUCCGGAGAGGACGCUGCUGUGGCGCCCCACAAACUACAGCGCCGCAGAACCUGAUAGGACAAGACGGAGCAUGCGCAUUACUCGGUGAUUCUGAACCGGAGGUGCUGUGCCGGCUUUGGUUGCUAUAGCAGGUGCCAGGUAUAAUGCAGCCAACAUGUCAGUGGACUCGAUGCUUUGUGAUCGUAUAGACAUUGCUAAGCAACUGAUUAAAAGAGCUGAAGCACUUUCCAGAUCUCGAGUAGGCGGCGUGGAAGGCGGAGCAAAAUUAUGCAGCAAACUGAGAGCAGAGUUAAAGUUUUUACAAAAAGUUGAGACAGGAAAAGUAGCCAUUAAAGAGUCCCACCUUCGAAGCACAAACCUCACCCACCUGCAAGCUGUUAUUGAAUCUGCAGAGAGCUUGGAAGAGGUGGUCAGCGUUCUUCAUGUCUUCUGCUAUAAUGAUCAGUUUGGGGAGAAGCAAUCACUUGUGGUUGAUGUGGUUGCAAAUAGCGGGCACACUUGGGUGAAAGCAAUUGGGCGAAAAGCUGAAGCACUGCACAACAUAUGGCUGGGGCGGGGUCAGUAUGGAGAUAAAAGCAUCAUUGAACAGGCAGAAGAUUUUCUACAAGCCAGCUCUCAGCAGCCGGUGCAGUAUAGCAGCCCACAUAUCAUAUUUGCCUUUUACAAUAGCGUCUCCAAACCUAUGGCUGAAAAGUUGAAAGAGAUGGGUAUCUCUGUACGCGGGGAUAUUGUUGCUGUUAAUGUCUCUCAGGAAAAUUCACCAGAGGAGAACUACUUAAGUGGAAGUGAAUCUGACUGUGAUGGUGAUGAUACAUCUGUCCUACACGUCAGCAAAGUAGAUAGUGAAAACAUAGUUGCUAGUAUUGCCUUCCCUACAGAGAUCAAGGUGGAGGUCUGCAAACGGGUUAAUUUGGAUAUCACUACCUUAAUUACCUAUGUAUCUGCUUUGAGCCAUGGAGGUUGCGAAUGGAUAUUUAAAGAAAAGGUUUUAACUGAGCAAGCAGCACAAGAGAGGCAAGAAAAGGUGCUCCCACUGCUUAAUUCAUUUAUGGAAGCGAAAGAGUUGUUUGCAUGUGAAUGUGCUGUGAAGGAUUUCCAGUCCAUCCUGGAGACUUUGGGUGGACCAGCAGAGAAAGAAAGAGCUGCAUCACUAGUAAAGCGAAUUACUGUUGUACCAGACCAGCCUUCUGAGCGUGCCUUACAACUUGCUAGUAGCUCCAAAAUUAACAGCCGUUCCAUUUCUAUCUUUGGGACCGGGGAGAGCUUAAAAGCCAUCACAAUGACUGCAAAUAGUGGUUUUGUAAGAGCAGCAGCUAACCAGGGAGUCAAGUUUAGUGUGUUCAUACAUCAACCUCGAGCUCUAACUGAAAGUAAAGAAUCUUCAGCCACUCCUUUACCAAAUAAUUAUAUAUCUUCCAAUCAACUCUGAUAAACCUUUAAGUAUGCUUUAGCAGAACCUUGCACAGUUAUAAGUGUAAAAGCUUCUGCUACUUGGGAAGCAACAGAUUUAAUGAAAUUGAGAGAAAUCUAUAUUCUCUGUUAUUUUGAUUUGUUUAAAAACAUCUUUAAUAAUAUAUUUUGAAUAUAUGCAUCUUAAAUUGUUUUGUAUUUUAUUCAAAAGUAAAAAAAUCUCUUAGAAUA